UAGGAAGGCUGCGAGAGAGAGAGAAAUUCAGUGCUGCGUGUCAGAGCGGUGUGUAAGAGAGAGAGAGAGAGAGAGCGUGUGUGUACAGGGCAUCCAUAUUUUUCUGCAGGACAAACGGAGUUGUUUUCACUUAAUUCUAUUUCAGCCUUUACCUCCUGCUCUUCCUGACAUCCAGCUCUGAACAAAAACCCAGGGGUGACUACAGACCGCCAGCUUCUGCCUGGCUGCCACAUCCAGCGAUGAGUCGAAGGGAGGCUUUGGUGGGAAACCCUGCACCUAGUGCGGCGCCUGAGGUAUCGGGCAACAGCACAGAGGCAGCAGGACCCGGUCCCCGUGAGACCAAAGAUGAGAUGUUCUCCAAAGUCAAAGACAAGUUCAUGAAUGAACUGCACAAAAUCCCACUGCCAUCAUGGGCCAUCGUCGCCAUUGCAUUUGUUGCUGUUGUACUAGUUGUUUCCUGCUGCUUCUGCAUCUGCAAAAAGUGGAUUUUCAAGAAGAAGAACAAGAAAAAGGGCAAAGACAAGGGCAAGAAUGCAAUCAACAUGAAAGACGUCAAUGACGGUAUCAAAACCGAGGCCUUGAAGGAUGAGGAUGAUGCGGAAACAGGGCUGACGGAUACAGAGAAAGAAGUGGAGCCUAAGGAAGAAGAGAAACUUGGCAAAUUACAGUAUUCCUUGGAUUACAAUUUCACAGAGAAUACGCUCAUAGUGGGGAUCAUCCAAGCAGCAGAGCUCCCUGCCAUGGAUAUGGGUGGCACUUCUGACCCCUAUGUAAAGGUCUACCUUCUUCCAGACAAGAAGAAGAAAUUUGAGACCAAGGUCCACCGGAAGACGUUGAAUCCUGUUUUCAAUGAGCAAUUCACCUUUAAGGUUCCCUACAUUGAGCUUGGAGGGAAAACUCUGAUGAUGACGGUAUAUGAUUUUGACCGCUUCUCCAAACAUGACGCCAUUGGAGACGUGAAGGUGCCCAUGAACAAGGUCGACUUUAGUCAUGUGACUGAAGAGUGGAGGGACCUCCAGAGCGCUGAGAAAGAAGAGCAAGAGAAGCUGGGUGACAUCUGUUUCUCUCUACGGUAUGUGCCCACUGCUGGCAAACUGACCGUGGUCGUUCUGGAGGCCAAGAACCUGAAGAAGAUGGAUGUCGGUGGCCUGUCAGAUCCCUACGUCAAGAUUCACCUGAUGCAGAACGGCAAGCGGCUGAAGAAGAAGAAGACGACAAUCAAAAAGAACACCCUUAAUCCUUACUACAAUGAAUCUUUCAGUUUCGAAGUGCCAUUCGAACAAAUCCAGAAAGUUCAAGUUGUUAUAACUGUUCUGGACUAUGACAAGAUUGGCAAGAACGAUGCCAUCGGCAAAGUGUUUGUGGGCUUGAACAGCUCAGGCACCGAGCUCCGUCACUGGUCAGAUAUGCUGGCCAACCCCAGGAGACCCAUCGCUCAGUGGCACGUGCUCAAGCCAGAGGAGGAAAUAGAUGGCAUGCUGGCAGCUCAGAAAAAAUAGAGCAGCCCGAGCUCAACCCACCACCCCCAUUCCCACAAACCUGCCCGUGUUGUGCUCUUUACCCAGUGCGUGUAAAUACCUCAGUGAUAAAAGGAUUCAUGCACCCUCACUCCUAAUUUCAUGUUUAAGUAAACCGCCUUCUCGGACCACCCCCUUGAGAUGUUGUGUUGUUACGUCGGUUUCGCCCCCUCGCCCCUUCCUUCCUUCCUUCGUUCCAUCGAUAAACUCUCUGUCCUUUGUUGUUUCAUCUCCAUCCACGACCUUAAAAGUCCCCGACCAAAUGCCCCCUUCUUUUAAGCAAUAUGAUCUGUAUAGAUAGAGCAUGACUGGAGGAAUUUAUUGUACCACAGGUGUAUAUAUCAGUAUGCAGACGAAAAAUGAUUUCUAGUUUCUGUGUUCGUAUGUUGUUACCCGUUUCCUAAACUGUGUAUAUCUUGAUGUUUUUAAUAAGAUGUUAUAUUUUAAAUUAUGUAAAUGCUGACAUAAAAGAGCCAAUAUUAUAUAUAACAGGAGUUUUAAGAAUUUUACCUUAUUGCAUUCCAAUAAAUUAUACGAUAUAUCUCUAUAUAAAUAUUUACGAGUUAAAGAUUUCCAACCUGCAAAACGCUAGUGGAGGUACACGCACUUCGUAAAGGACGGUUUGCGCUUCAUGUUUACAUUUAAAAAAAAAGCUUAUAGAUGUACCGUACAUGAUUAACAUACACACUGAACACAAAGGCCAUUAACUAAUAUGGUUUCAUGGUAUAAAUAUAAUAUGCUGCUGACAAUUAUACAAGCACAUGAUUUCGUAAGAACUUUUUGUACUAAUUUAUCAAACUGAGGACCUGUAUGCUUUGCAUAAACCACUUACUUGAUGAAGACCAAUCAGCCUUUUCUUUUGAUUUCUCAAACGGUGAUGCUGUUACGUUUUAUUAAAACAGGUUCCCGGUUUGCUUCUUUCUUGUUUUCUGUCCUUCAAUUCCCGAAUCUUCUCGAAUCCGGCGUAUUCGCGAAACCGUAAAUUGACCAUUUAUGGGACAGUCUCGAGCUGUAACCAUUGUGUCCUUGAAUUUGUGAAUCACUUCCUUUUCUCGUCUUUGAACUCAUUUUGUUUAGGAAUUUACAGUUCAGCCUCCAAAAGAAGGAAACCAGGAGUUUUGACUAGCUUUAAGACAACUAUUUUUUAGAUUAAGUCAACGUCUGAAUAUUUUUGGUAACUGCAUGAUUUUUUUUUUUUUUUUUUAACGAUCUUUGCUAAAGGCCGGG
Messenger RNA from Carassius auratus (goldfish), 2744 nucleotides. RefSeq names its product synaptotagmin Ia (gene syt1a). Gene Ontology annotation, cellular component: synaptic vesicle membrane; exocytic vesicle; plasma membrane. Gene Ontology annotation, molecular function: calcium-dependent phospholipid binding; clathrin binding; SNARE binding. The record is from RefSeq and is a predicted model, not a curated record. Gene Ontology annotation, biological process: calcium ion-regulated exocytosis of neurotransmitter; synaptic vesicle endocytosis. The transcript has 9 exons. Bases 240 to 1499 code for a protein of 419 amino acids. NCBI's taxonomy places the organism in Eukaryota, Metazoa, Chordata, Actinopteri, Cypriniformes, Cyprinidae.